AUGAUUCAAUCAAAUCAGCAGAUUCACCAACAGUCCCGCAAAUCCCGAUCCGACCAGCUCAAGAUCAGCCAGGUUCGAAUUUCCAUGAGGCGGGCAUCUUUUUUUGUCAAAUUCCAAAGAACGGAGCUACAAUUAUGCAAAUUAUUCUGUGCGAUCUUUUUCGAUAUUAUAAAGGGAUUCCAUUCAAAGUGGAAUAUGGACAGGGAAAGCAAUCGAGCAAUUGUCAAGCGGAAGGCUGGUACAAGAAGU
Messenger RNA from Mesorhabditis belari, 249 nucleotides. The record is from the annotation of a GenBank genome assembly. NCBI's taxonomy places the organism in Eukaryota, Metazoa, Nematoda, Chromadorea, Rhabditida, Rhabditidae.